Molecule: messenger RNA, 3616 nt
Organism: Paramacrobiotus metropolitanus
Lineage: Eukaryota; Metazoa; Tardigrada; Eutardigrada; Parachela; Macrobiotidae
Product: phosphorylase b kinase regulatory subunit beta-like
Exons: 10
Coding region: 1-3438 (1145 amino acids)
Biological process (GO): glycogen metabolic process
Cellular component (GO): phosphorylase kinase complex
Molecular function (GO): calmodulin binding
Source: RefSeq, a predicted model, not a curated record
AUGGCUAUUUCGAGAUUGGCACUUCCACAGUCGCCUCAUUCGAAUAAUCGGCGUUAUUCGGGAUCAUUCAUGCUUACCAAUGAACUGACGCGUCAUGAAAUGCAACUGCAGGACAGUCAACAGCGGCCCGACUUGAAACGCCAUGGCUCCACUGCGCCCUACGUGUCGGCCACGGUUGUCGCCGAACCUGCACAACACCAGACGCAGGAGAAUGACUACACGAAAUCUCUGGCCAGAUUGGAAUUUUAUUACUUGAUGGUCAAACGCCAAAUCCUGCAUUAUCAGCACGAGUCACUUGGACUCUACGUUACGGAUAAGGCCGAUGCGGAAGAUGGGCAUGUGCGGGACAUGAUUUAUGCCAACGCUGCAGUUUGGGCAGUAUCGAGAGCGUACAAACGAAUCGACGACGAUCACGGCCGAGCGAACGAACUCGGGCAGUGCGCGGUGAAAUGUAUGCGCGGUAUCUUGUAUUGCUGGAUGAACCAGGCCGACCUCCUGGAGAAAUUCAAAAACGAUCAGAUACCGUUAUUUGCCCUUCACAGUCGUUUUCGUGUCCUGGAUGGCGAUCCCAUUGGCGAUUCACAGUAUCCACAUCUGCAGAUUGAUGUUGUUGCCCUGUAUCUGCUGUAUCUGACGCAAAUGAUUGAAUCUGGACUGAAAGUUAUUUUCACCAUGGAAGAAGUGCAUCUAGUGCAGAAUUUGGUUUUUUACCUGGAGCGUGCUUACCGAAUACCGGAUUUUGGUAUGUGGGAGCGCGGCGACAAGUACAACACCGGAAAUCCUGAACUGCAUGCUAGCUCCAUUGGGAUGGCCAAAGUUGCUUUGGAAAGUAUUAAUGGGUUUAAUUUAUUUGGCGAACAUGGUGCUUCCUGGUCGGUUGUUUAUGCGGAUGUGGAUGCCCACAAUCGGAACCGCACAACUCUGGAAACGAUGCUUCCCCGCGAAUCUAGUUCAAAAAAUACGGAUGCUUCCCUUAUCCCAACUUUGAGCUAUCCUUGCUUUGCUGUGCAUAAGCCAGUUGUCUUUAAAGCCACAAUGGAUAAAAUGCAGAGGAAAUUAUUAGGUAAAUAUGGGUUUAAGCGCUUCCUUCGAGAUGGCUUCGGGACCGUUUUGGAGGAUAAAAAUCGGCGUUACUAUGAGCCAGCGGAAGUGAAGCAGUUUGAUGGGAUUGAAUGUGAAUGGCCGGUGUUCUUCGUGUAUCUGAUUAUUGACGGGGUAUUUCACGGUGAUACGCAACAAGUGGAGACCUUUCAGAAAUUACUCGAACCGCUGCUCAAAGAAAGCUUCGAUGGGGAUGUGGUGCUGCCGCGGUAUUAUUAUGUUCCAUCGGAAUUCAUCGAAGCCGAAAUCGCCAAUCCGGGCAGUCAAGACCGCCUGCCCAGCACGGAGGAUCCCGAUGGAGAGGGAGAGAUUUUCGUCUGGGGUCAGGCGUUGUUCAUCAUCUCGCAGCUCCUAGUGGAAGGGCUUAUCGAUGCCAAUGAACUGGAUCCACUGCGGCGAUAUAUGCCGGCGGCACAUCGUCCACUGAAGAAGACCCGAUACAGCUCGUUUUCGACGGUCAUUCCGACGGAUUUAGCGGUGCAGGUGGUGCUGAUUGCGGAAUCAGUGCGCUUGCAGGCGUUGUUGGCGACGUACGGAGUGCAGACACAGACACCACAUCAGAUCGAGCCCAUACAGAUCUGGUCGCCCAAAGAUCUAACAGAAGUAUAUUCCAAAUUGGGCGAAGAAGACAAGCUGGGAUUGAGCGGACGACCUAAACGCCCUUUUGGACCACUGAGCACCUCGAAGAUUUAUCGUGUGGCUGGAGAAACCGCAAUAUGUUAUCCAUUAUUUUUUGAAAUGUCGGACUUCUACCUCUCGUAUGACCAAUCGAUGCUAAUGGACGACAUUCGUACCGGUUUAGCUUUUGUUGCCAGCCGAUGGAAAGUCCACGGACGUCCGACAAUGCUAUGCUUGGUGCGCGAGGAAAUGGUUCGCGGUCAGCAGUCGGCGGAGAUGUUGAAACUCCUGGCCAGUUUCCGUUUGGGUGAUUGCAACGGAAUCCGCGUCCGCACGGGCUUCCUGCAGAAUUUUCUGUCGUCUUCCUGUAUCGAGCAUUUAGAUUUCGUCGUGGAUUUGUCAACCAUGAAGCGAUCAUUUCAGUCCUUCAAAGAAAUUGUCGAUCCGUCUCCCGUCUUCCGCAGCCUGAUGGAUGUGCCGCGUGCUGUAUCGAUGCGCAACUCCGCUACCCAUAAAACACUGGAGGAGUAUAAGGACCGCAGCGUACACGAUGUCAUUGAUGCGCUGAACUGCUGCGAAUCGUCGCAUGGUCAGAGUUAUCUCUUGGCCAUUCUCCUCCGCCGGCAGGGAAAUAAUUUUGUGGUGGAUUCCGUUAACAAUGUCACCGUGCAGCAGCGCCUGGAGAGUCUCAUUCGACAGUGUGCAACACUAAAGAAAUGGGAUGUUGUGCGCUAUUGUUCGGCAUUAUUGCAGAAAGUGGUGGCCAGUUUGGCACCAUCGAUCACGACGAUUCUCGUCCGUGGAAAACAGGUGCGCGUGGGGAUGUUCAAGCACGAAGAAGCCAUUAUCGAUAAACCGGUGACGCCCCUGCAGAUUAAACAGCUGAUCUAUUCCACAUGCGAACAGCAUCAUCCAUCUGCGGCAGUUUUGCAACAAGAACUAUUGCUCAGUAUCGGAAAGCUAGUAGAAACAAUGCCUAGUAUUUUUGAUGGGAUGCUGAAGAUUCGCAUUGGAUGGAUUGUACAGGCACUGACCUUGUAUUUAAAAUAUUCGCAAAUGGAUCACCCGGACUUCCAAGAAGAAUACAUUUACACUUUGUCGCCGUUUGAUGUGCAGGAUUUGCUGCUGGAAGUUCUAACACUGCCGUCGUUGAUCAAGCAGGGCUUGGAUCCGGAUACGGAGAGCCACAAACUGACGCCCAUGCAGCGUCGCCACCUGGAUGGCUGUUUAAAUCGUGUGCCGAGGAAGUUUUACGAUUGUUUCUGGAAUAUUCUCCAUCGGUGUAACGAGGGCAUUAAAGUAGCGGAUCAUCUGAUGCCGCAAAUUCCAACGGUGACCGAUAUGACUCUGUAUGAGCUGAAUUUUGCUCUGAAGAUUGACGCCUUGUUGGACCGGAUAGAACAUCCCGCGUACCGCCAACUGGUCGUGGAAUUGGUCAUGGUGAUUAAUACGAUCCUGGAAAGAAACCCUGAAUUGUAUUUUAUUGAUCCCUUGGACACGGAUAAAUUUGUGCAUGCGGCAUUUGAACGGUUUCUGAAGGAUUACAGAAAACGUGACGGGGCUGCCGAUAAAAAAGAAUAUGAUAUUGAUUUCUUUUACCAACAGCCUCCACAGGUUACUGGGAUGUAUCUGGCUGGAGCAGUCGUUGAUUUGCUGCUGCACCAGGAGGCCGAGUAUUCGGUGCAAUGCGCUGCGGACGAAGCAUGUUGUAUCGUUUGAAUGUCGCCUUGUAUUGUCUUUAACCAGAAGUUGUGGUAUUCGCUUUCUUUCAGCUGAGAUUGUAGGGUUUUUAGAGAAAUUGAUAGUGUUUUAGCGGGUUUUUCAGGUUGUUGCUCAAGAAAAUAGAAGUCAGAUAAAAAUUACUCAAAUAUGUACCAUUAAAUAAGAGAAAACAAAG